Molecule: messenger RNA, 2209 nt
Organism: Rana temporaria (common frog)
Lineage: Eukaryota; Metazoa; Chordata; Amphibia; Anura; Ranidae
Gene: MFSD6L
Product: major facilitator superfamily domain containing 6 like
Exons: 2
Coding region: 183-2060 (625 amino acids)
Cellular component (GO): membrane
Source: RefSeq, a predicted model, not a curated record
GUGACGUGUCCCCGGGCAGGUGAGGCGGUUGUGGGCGGGGACAGCAGGUGCCGCACUGUGUCCGGUAUGGAGGGGUCCCCGGGGGCCAAGAACCCCAGAACGGAGGAGGAGGAGGGGAGCACGGUGUGAGGGAGCCGCGGCGGCUGCAGGUCUCCUGGAAGUAGACGCCUCAAGCUGGAGCCAUGAGUGCCCCCAAACAAUGGGACGUCAGCAAGACCUUGGCCAUUGCCAGCUUAUUCAAUUUCUUCCACAACAUUGGAAAUUUCUGCGUCUUUCCCUUUUUAACCAUCUUCUUCCGACACUUCGGACUCAGCCCCCCACUGGUGGGCAUUAUAAUGGGGGCAAAACACAUCGUCUUCGCUCUCUGGGCUCCGUUUUGCUCUUUUGUGGCCAAGACCAACAGCAAGAGAAGGAUCAUCAUUAUUUCUUCUUUGCUUUUUUCGGCGGCGGCUAGCGGAGUCCUCACCUUUUUCCCGCCGCUGCAGCAGGACAUGGUCCUUAAGUUCUGCAACGUCAGUCUCUCGGGGACAAACAGACAGACUAUACCGGGUGCCAUGGACAUGGAAAUGUACGGACCUGAGGACAACGGCAGUUUUGUGUUGCCUGAACCUCCCCAGAUAACUACAACGGCGUCGGUCAUGUUUACAAGUCUUAGAAAUUCAGAAUCCAUGGAGAGUAAGAUGACUCCUAAAGCCUUAAAGAAUGUGUACGCUGAGACUCCUCGUAGCGCAGAUUUAUUCAUCCAAUUAAAAGCUGCCGUCACCCCCAAAAAACUGCCUAAAACAGAUGCUUCUAAAAGCUAUACCAAGCCAAAAGGUAGAAUCACCACCAGCGAGCAAUCUACAGUCACCCCGGAGCAUAGGACCUAUUUAACCAACGCAGUUAUGAGGGCCUCCUUAGCACAGGAACCUCAAGAUGGUUCCAUCACUUUCCAAUCACAAACUGAAUCUUUCAACCACGAUGUGCCAAAGAAAAGAGACCUUGCCGAAAAGGCCACCCAACCCGAACACUUUCUGAUUGAACAUAAGAUAUUCCUGGUUGUUCUGGGAAUUGUACUUAUUUGGGAAAUUGUUGCUUCGCCUCUGGAGUGGACGGCAGACGACAGCGUUUACGAAUACCUUGACUUUGUGGACGCCACGGAUCGGCACGAGAAGAUCUGGAUCUGGCGUUACUUGGGGGCUUGCCUCGGAUCCUUCUCCAUCGUGUUUCUGAUAGACAACGUCAACUGUUUCUUGAUCCCCGGCCUACCCAGAGUCUACCUCCACUUUUAUGGCUACUCUACCUUUAUGAUUAUCACUCUUCUGUUGAGCGCGCUGUAUCCCAUACACGUCUCGAAGAAAACGGAACACGCAAGCAAGACCAUCAAAGCUUUGGGCCUCAUGGUAAGUGACGGCCGUAUCAUCUUGAUUUCGGUGACCGUGUUUUUGAUGGGUGCCGUGAGGUCCACCGCCACCAAUUUCCUAUUUUGGAAGAUGCAGGAUAUGGGGAGCUCAGAACUUUACAUGGGACUUUCUGUGGUCCUCGCCCUCGUUUCUGAAAUCAUCCUGUAUAUUUUUAAAGGCAAACUUAUGAGGUCCUUGUCCUUCAAGUGGAUGGUGGCCCUUGGCCUCCUCUGCCAAGCAGUAGAGUUUUUGUAUUAUUCCUUCCUGUGGGUACCUUGGGCUGUGUUACCUAUUCAGUUAACAAGCGCUUUCAGCAACGGCGUUCUUUUAUGGGCCAUCAAAUCACAAAUUGAUGACGUGGCCACACCAGGAAUGGAGAGGUCCAUCCAGCUCGUCCUGCACUGCUUAUCCCACCACUUCGGAGCUAGCCUAGGCAGCUUUGCCAGCGGUUUUGUCAUCAGCAGUUUCAGCCUAGUCAUUCUCUUCCAGUCCUGCUGUGUAUUAUUACUGGUCUGGUUAUUGAUGUUUUUGGUCAUCCAACCCAAGCUUCCUCACAUCAAGAAGAUCAACUACUCACGGCUUCUCGCCCCCGACAACAGUGACAUGAGUGACUCCGAGGACGAUCAGGAAAGAGACUGGCUGGUCAAGGCCAUGAAAGAUGACAGUAAAAUAUGGUAGCCCUGGACGUUGGCUGUAAUCCAUGACCAAGACUUGACGUAUCUAGGAUCCAAGCCUGAAAAUAUCGGAACUUCUCCAAUCCAAGCAGUUCAUUUCUCAUCCAUCGGCAUGGGCGUCCGCAGGUAGGGGCAAGGGGGGCAGGUGCCACC